This is a messenger RNA of Colletotrichum lupini, 2238 nucleotides long. RefSeq lists its product as uncharacterized. The transcript is spliced from 13 exons. Gene Ontology annotation, molecular function: oxidoreductase activity. Lineage: Eukaryota; Fungi; Ascomycota; Sordariomycetes; Glomerellales; Glomerellaceae. Bases 1 to 2238 code for a protein of 745 amino acids. The record is from RefSeq and is a predicted model, not a curated record.
AUGUUCCAGGAGCUGUUCAGACGAGAAGCGAAACCCAAAAAAAGGGACAGGACGGGAAUCGAGGGGCGGUCAAGCAAAUGGCCCCCCGGGAAGCCACGCAUACGCAGCAACCCGGACAGCAAUAGCAGCACCAGAGCUUCUCAUGGGCCAUGGCGGGGACCUCUCCCUGGAAACCCCACCACCUGGGACCUGGACCGCCCAUUGGAGAUCCAACGCGCUAAGCCCAAGCUGUCACAGUGGGGUUGUCGGAUCCACUUGACCGGCUGCUCGUUCCUGAUACGUCGGUACACAUGGGGCACGGUCCAUCGCGGGGUCGCGGAAAAAGGAGAAGGCGGAGCUCCGUCCAGUCGGCCCUCUUCCCUCUGCCGUGCCGCCGGCUGCCAGGGACUCCGCUCGCAAAUCUCCAUCAUCUUGGUACAUAUCUGCACAUAUUCAAGUACAUUACAGACAAUACACAGCGGGACGAACCGAGUCUCAGAACCCAUCUCAUCAAUUGAGACACCUCUGCCGGACACGGCACAGAUCAAGUCCACAGAAGCCGAAAGACCAGAGAGACGUGCAGUCGUCACGAUCAUAAACUACUAUGACGACCCUGGAGAUGGAACCCCUCCCACCCCAAUCGUUUACCGUGUCAAUAGCUCGAAAUACUCAUGCCUUUUGUUCAAUUCCAGUCAGAAAGUCACAAAUGAGAGGAAAAUGACACCUCGCACCGUCACCGUCACCGACAUCAGAGGCGAAGAGGAUAAGUACACCCUCGACACCCACGGCUUCCAGUACGUCCGCCACACUAGCGUUGAGACGGACUUUACAGACGAGGAACGGGUCAAGGGCGUCUACUAUCCCGAGAUGGAGAAGCUGUACAAGGAAAUCACGGGAGCAAGCCGGGUCGUCAUCUUCAACCACCAGAUCCGCCGCGGGCCGGCAAACUGGCACAGCCUAGGCGAACGCAACACGGAGCACCGCGGCCCCCUGCACAAGGCGCACGUGGACCAGUCCUACGACGGCGCCGUCAUGAUGGCGAGGCACCACCUCGGCGCGGACGAAGCCGACAGACUCCUCGACAAGGAGAAGCGCCGGUUCCAGAUCAUCAACAUCUGGCGGCCUAUUGCGACGGUGCGGCGGGACCCGCUGGCCGUCGCGGACGGGACUACGGUCGCGGAGGAGGACCUUGUCCCGGGCGCGAUUAUUUAUCCCCGUCACCGGGCCGAGACGUGGACGAUCAAGCCGAAUCCGGCGCACCGGUGGUACUUUUUGGAUGGGCAGAAGCCGGAUGAGGCGUUGUUCAUCAAGUGUUUUGAUUCGGAUACGUCGGUCGUUCGGAGGGCUGCGCAUUGUGCUUUUCGGGACCCGGAGAUGGAUGAGAUGGAGUCUGGAAUGAUGGACGGUUGUCUUGUCAUGGUUGUCUUACCUUGGUCAUUGAAACGAGACAUGGAGGGCGCAAUUCAGACGUUGAAGCUGUGCUUAUUCAAGACAAGACGGUUAACGGUAGCGCGGGCGCAUGGGCAGAUACACGUGGGAAGACAGGACCUAGAUAAACUCUGUGCAAGCGUGUCUGUGACGGAUCUCCUGAGAAUUAACAACUAUAUCAAAGAGACGAUGCUUUUAUUGGUCCAGACACACUAUCCGUUGAGAAAAGUGCACUCUCAUGAUUCGAAUAUGCUUCAUAGAGUGGUCUCAAAAUUUAAGGCCACAUUAAACCCAACCCCAAACUCAAAAUUUACAACAUCAGAUCCUCAGAAAAGUCCAAUUGACUCUGGACCUCCGUCUCCCUGGUAUACGAUCAAUGGGCGGGUAUUCCCGAGGAACAAUGGCAGUACGAUCUGCCGAUAUUGUGACGUCACGGCUGUCGUCCGCCAAAGAUGCAGAAACGCCAAAAUCCAGGUUUCCACCCUUCCGCUCGGUACCAGUCCAGACCAAUGCAAACUUGCGACAGGCGGCUCGCAAUGGCGCCAUGACAAGGACAAGCCGGAGUUCGGCACAUGUGCCAUGCUCUAUUUCGGCCCUAUGCAUCGUACCGGGCUGUCAAGAUGCGGCUUUCGACGGGAUGGGCAGCUGGGACUUAUCGAUAAGAUCCGCCGGAUCAAUCUUAUCAGAGAUGCCCCACCUCUCAAGCAAGAAACCAAUGACGGCGUUCCAUUGACCAAUUCAAACCGCCCAAACGGACGGGACCUUCCCUCCCACCAGAUGCUUCCAAUUCCAAAAGAUGUUGUCAGGGAAGAGGGCGAGAUUGGUGUUUAA